AUGGGUAGCCCUGUUGUGAGCUACGAGCACGGCGAGUUCCAAUGGGCGCUGAGGCUGUUGUACGAGAAGACGGGGAACGCGAGCUAUUAUCAGUAUAUCAAGGCCGGUGUCGAUCGCGUCGUUGGCUCGGAUGGGAGCGUUGGAGGCGGGUACAAUGUCUCACAAUAUCAGCUUGACCCGCUGCGAGUGGGCCCGUCUUUCAUUUAUCUGUACAGCCAGACGGGAGAAGAAAAAUACAAAAAGGCAGCGGACGUCUUCCAUGGACAGCUAGCCACGCAUCCGCGAACUGCGCAAGGUCAAUUCUGGCACAAACUUAUCUACCCGAAUCAAGGCAUGUGCGAAAACUGCCUUCGCUGGCUCGACGGUAUCUACAUGGGAGAAGUAUUCUACGCCACGUACACUGCUGCAUUUCAACCAAAUAAUCAGACCGCGUGGAAUGAUAUAUUGCUCCAGUUCACCCUGAUGUACAACAACACGCUGCAAACGCUCGCGUCGACGGACUCGAACAGCACGUACACAGGCCUGCUCUACCACGGCUACGACUACUCGCACGUGCAGAAUUGGGCGUCGCCCGAUCGCGGACAUUCUCCCGAGAUCUGGGAUCGUGCGCUCGGGUGGUACAUGAUGGCGCUCGUCGACGUCAUCCCUCUUUUCCCGCUCUCGCACCCCGCGCGCCAGACGCUCGCAGCAAUCCUCGACACGCUCGUCGCACGGCUCGUUGCCGCGGCGCAGCGCGACGCGCCGGCGGCGGGCGUCUGGUGGCUCGUGAUGUCCAAGCCAGGCUUCGCGCGGAACUACUUCGAGUCGAGCGGCGGCGCAAUGUUCGUGUACGCCGUCCUGCGCGCGAUCCGCACUGGGCUCGUGGAGGACGCGGACGGGGGAAAGAUCAUGGCGAUGAAGAAGGCAUACGAGUACAUGACGGAGAACUGGGUAUUGCCGCAGCGGAAUGGGACGAUGAAUUGGAACAACACUGUCGUCGUUGGGAGCUUGCAGCCAGGGAAUGACUACGAUUACUAUGUCUCGCAGGCCAUUGAUAUCAAUGACCUCAAGGGAGCAGCAGCGUUUGUGCUCGCGAGUUUGGAGUAUGAGUUAUUGUAA
Molecule: messenger RNA, 1098 nt
Organism: Heterobasidion irregulare TC 32-1
Lineage: Eukaryota; Fungi; Basidiomycota; Agaricomycetes; Russulales; Bondarzewiaceae
Product: glycoside hydrolase family 105 protein
Exons: 6
Coding region: 1-1098 (365 amino acids)
Biological process (GO): carbohydrate metabolic process
Source: RefSeq, a predicted model, not a curated record